CGAGGACGCCGUCUGCAUGCCUUGAGCAUGAAACCUGAUAAGGCGAUGGUAGAACGAGGAUAGGCUAACGAGGCUAAGCGGUUAUAGCUCUCUCAGCGUCAUAAUUUACCUCUAUUCACACCAUUACAUAAUUUUCACAGACUGGUUUCUGAUGGCUAUAGUCUACAACUAUUGAUGCAGGCUAUUGGCGUAUUUCAUGUCAAUAGUUGGAUUUGAGCGAAAUUUGAGGUCCAUGUUUAACUGUAAGAUUGCCCAAAACGCCCGUGAGAUUGUCAGUCAGUACUGACAGUCAGUACUGUCCGUAACGGCCGUGAGACCGUCAGUAGCGUGUGAUCCUUCGUGGGAGCCGCCCGUGCGUGCGUGAGCGCUGGUGCUGAUGCUGACUGUCAGAUGCGCGCGUCACCUACAUCCUCAUGACAUCAUUUCUUCCCACGAUGAUUGGCUGAAACUCAAAGCGCGUGCAUGUCCAUUGCAUAUUUGUCAAACAUUGUGGGCUGCGGAAAAUAUAGCGUUUCUCUCCGAAAAAACAAAACAAAACAGCAUUAUUUUUGCUCAAUAGUUUCGUUUUGAGCAUGGCAGAGAGUGAAGUGGACACGCCUAGCACACCCAUAGAGUACGAGAGCAAGUACUUCGAGCAUCAUGGAGUUCGCCUACCUCCCUUCUGCAGAGGGAAAAUGGAGGAGAUCGCCAACUUCUCUCUCAGAAGUAGCGACAUAUGGAUCGUCACUUAUCCAAAGUCAGGUACCAGUCUGCUGCAGGAGGUGGUGUAUCUGGUGAGCCAGGGGGCGGAUCCAGAUGAAAUCGGCCUCAUGAACAUCGACGAGCAGCUUCCCGUCCUGGAGUACCCUCAACCGGGUUUAGACAUCAUACAGGAGCUGACGUCCCCCAGGCUGAUUAAGAGCCACCUCCCUUACCGGUUCCUGCCUACAGCCAUGCACAACGGGGAAGGCAAGGUGAUCUACAUGGCCCGUAACCCAAAGGAUCUAGCCGUGUCCUAUUACCAGUUCCAUCGCUCCCUGCGCACCAUGAGCUACCGUGGAACCUUCGCCGAGUUCUGCCGUCGCUUCAUGAAUGACAAACUGGGAUACGGCUCCUGGUUUGAGCACGUGCAGGAGUUCUGGGAGCACCGCAUGGACUCCAACGUUCUCUUCCUCAAAUACGAGGACAUGUAUAAGGACCUGGGUGCACUGGUGGAGCAGCUGGCACGCUUCCUGGGUGUGUCAUGUGACAAGGCCCAGCUGGAGGGGUUGGUGGAGAGCUGCAGCCAACUCAUCGAGCAGUGUUCCAACUCUGAAGCCCUGUCUAUGUGCAGAGGCCGCGUGGGUUCGUGGAAGGAAGUCUUCACCGUGUCAAUGAACGACAAGUUUGAUACUGUGUACCGACAAAAAAUGGGCAAGAGUGACCUGGCCUUUGACUUUGGUUUAUGAGGGAUCUUAGUGUCACCUCAACUCAUAAUAACACCCACAGCCUCAGUCAAGUCAGCUGACAUCACGUCAUGUCAUGUCACAACACGACACGAUAUCCAAACUGCCCCACUGAUCUCACUUCACGUUAUGUUGGGCUACAUACAACACCACAUCCAUCCAUCAGCAAGCCAAUCAAAGAGACCUUGGCAGCUCAUGCCUUACUAGUGGCCAACCACCUUAGCCAUCCAGGUGAGCAUCUGGGAGCUGAAGAACCACCCAGUUGGCAAUGAGGGAUCGAUCACCAAUGUCUCUAUUUAGCUGCAGGCUACUAGGGUUUACUAACCCUUACCUACCCUAAUCUAACCUAACCAUAACCAUGCAAGCUCUUAGGGUUUACUAUCCCUAAUCUAACCAUAACCUUGUGGGCACCUAGGGUUUACUAACCCUUACCUACCCUAACCCUAAUCUAACCUAACCAUACCCUGCUGGAAAAAAAAACAGCUAGAAACCAUCUUAUGCUGGUAGCUGGUUUUAGCUAGUCUUUGCUGGUUUUCUUCCAGCUCUUGCUGGUCUUUGUUGGUGUAGCUGGUUAGGCCACCAGCUGGAUAUGCUGGUAUGACCAUCUGUGGAAGCUGGUCAAGCUGGUGUGACCAGCCUGUCAUGUGGGAUACAGCUAGUGCAAGAUGGUCAUGCUGGUGACCAGCUUGUCAAGCUUGACAUUGUUGGUGUAAGAUGGUCAUGCUGGUUUGAUAGAAUGACCCA
Messenger RNA from Alosa sapidissima (American shad), 2168 nucleotides. It is a transcript of the gene sult4a1, whose product is annotated as sulfotransferase family 4A, member 1. The record is from RefSeq and is a predicted model, not a curated record. Gene Ontology annotation, molecular function: sulfotransferase activity. Gene Ontology annotation, cellular component: cytoplasm. The coding region runs from base 573 to 1427 and encodes 284 amino acids. The transcript has 7 exons. Lineage: Eukaryota; Metazoa; Chordata; Actinopteri; Clupeiformes; Clupeidae. Gene Ontology annotation, biological process: sulfation.